Molecule: messenger RNA, 813 nt
Organism: Colletotrichum gloeosporioides
Lineage: Eukaryota; Fungi; Ascomycota; Sordariomycetes; Glomerellales; Glomerellaceae
Product: N-acyl-phosphatidylethanolamine-hydrolyzing phospholipase D
Exons: 1
Coding region: 1-813 (270 amino acids)
Source: RefSeq, a predicted model, not a curated record
AUGUCUACCAGCUCGGGAUUUGAAGGGAAGGUGUCCGUCACCUUCAUUGGUACCGCCACCGCCAUCAUCGACAUCGAUGGCAUCAAAUUCCUCACUGAUCCCUUUUUCUCUCCUGCCGAAUCAUUCGUUCAGUCACCGAACGUUACACUCAAAGUACACGAGAAUCCCGCACUCAACCUUCGGGAUCUCCCCCCCAUUGACGCUGUUCUUCUCAGCCACGAGGACCACUGGGAUAACCUUGAUGAGCUUGGCCGCCAACUUCUCGAUGGCCGCCGUGUUUUUACGACUCAAGACGGUUCCAGGAACCUUGCCCCUCGACCUGGUGUCGUGGGAAUGACCCCUUGGCAAACCGUCAGUGCCAAAAUAGGGGGCAAGAUCUUCGACAUCACAGCCACCCCGUGCGAUCAUGUCCCCGGAGAUGAGUGCGUUGGGUUUGUUAUCCGUGCGGAGUCUUUCGGAAUUUCCUCAGACGGCCGCCCAAACGCGAUCUACUUCUCUGGAGAUACGGUCUACGUACCUGAGCUGGCCCAACUCGCCACGCGUUUUCACAUUGCCGCCGCUCUUAUGAAUGUUGGAGAAGCUCGUGUCCAGAUAGAGGCCCCGCUCGCCCCCAAGCGCCAGAUCACCAUGGGUGGGAAACAGGCUAGCCAGCUAUUCCGAGACAUCAAAUCCGACUGGAUCAUUCCGAUGCAUUUCGAUUCUUGGGAUCAUUUCACGCAGCACGGAGAGGAUUUGCGCUCUGAAUUUGAGAAAGAGGGGGUUUCAGAGAAGGUCAAAUGGCUUCUUCCCGGGAAGGCGGUUCGAGUUGUGUAA